AUGAAUAAGCUAACCAUAAGAGAAUGGCUUGCGUAUCGCAUUCAAACAAGAGCAAAUGAGGCACAUACGCUUUUGAGAUCACGGAGACUGUUUCAACAAUUUUUGGUUGAUGGAUUCAGUAUGAUGGAAUCUCAAAGAUUGAAUUAUAUUCGCAAGCAUCAGAAGAAACUUAGAGUUUCUAAGUACUCCAAUCUUACCGGUCCAGGCCAAGAAUCCGACACACAAGGUUCAAACAAAGGUAAAAGGGUAGUUUUGCCGUCAACCUAUGUUGGUAGCAGGAGAUACAUGGAGCAGCUUUAUUUUGAUGGAAUGGCUAUUUGUAGCCACGUUGGCUUUCCCAAACUGUUUAUGACUUUUACUUGCAAUCCAAAGUGGCCGGAACUUAAGAGACUUACGGACGAAAUAAAGCUUCAUCCUCACGAUCGGCCUGAUCUCAUAUCACGAAUUUUUAAAAUCAAGUUUGAUGAGAUGUUGUCUGAUUUAACAAAAAAGCAUGUAUUGGGUCGAGUUGUUGCAUAUAUAUACACAAUUGAGUUUCAAAAAAGAGGUUUACCACAUGCACAUAUUCUGUUAUUUAUGCAUCCUGAAAGCAAGUGUCCCUCUCCAAAAGAUAUAAACAACAUCAUUUCAGCAGAAAUUCCAUCCCAAGACGAUGAUAUGGAACUCUAUCAUCUGGUGAAAACACAUAUGAUCCACGGCCCAUGCGGAUACGCAAACACUUCAUCGCCGUGUAUGAAAAACAAUCAAUGCACAAAAUUCUUCCCGAAGAAAUUUCAGGAUCGCACUGUUGUUGACCACGAAGGAUAUCCUUUGUACAUGAGAAGAGAUACUGGAAUUACAGUUACCAAAAAGGAUGUUCAUCUUGAUAACAGAUUUGUAGUUCCUUAUAACCCAUAUUUGUUGAAGAAAUUCCAGGCUCACAUCAACAUUGAGUGGUGUAAUCAGGGAACAUUCGUUAAGUAUUUAUUCAAAUAUAUUAACAAAGGAUACGACCGAAUUACCGCAAGUAUUGUUGAUAGUACCAAUGAUAGAUCAUCUUUAAAUGGAAAUCUUGAUGAAAUAAAACAAUAUCUUGACUGUAGAUAUGUCUCUCCAAGCGAAGCAUGCUGGAGGAUAUUCGCAUUUCCCAUUCAUGGAAGGUCGCCCGCGGUCGAGAGAUUGUUUUUUCAUCUCGAUGGAGACAAUUGUGUUUACUAUACUGAUUAUGAGUUGAUUGAUGAGGUACUUGAAAAACCAAGUGUGAAAGAGUCUAUGUUUACCGCUUGGAUGGAAGCUAACAAGACAUAUCCAGAGGCAAAAGAUUUGACUUACUCCAAGUUUCUCACAAGAUUUGUUUACGACAAAAGAUACAGGCGGUGGAGACCACGCAAAAGAGGUAAUACAAUUGGAAGACUUAUAUGGGUCCCGCCAAGUACAGGUGAGCUUUUUUACCUUCGAAUGAUGUUAACUGUAGCAAAGGGACCUACUUGCUACGAGGACAUAAAAAGGGUGGGAGGAAUUGUUCGGGACAGUUUUAGGGAUGCAUGUUUCGAAAUGGGAUUUCUUAAUGAUGAUAAAGAAUAUGUUUCGGCAAUAUACGAGGCCAAAGAUUGGGGUUCAGACCUGCAUUUAACGGACAAUGAAUUGAAAAACUUGACGCUCAUCGCCAUUGAGGACAUGUUGCAGUCCAAUCGAAGAAGCUUGCAUGAGUUUAAGGAUAUGCCAUAUCCCGACUCAUAUGUCACAAGAGACAUUGGCAACCGUCUGAUUUAUGACGAACGCGAUUACAACGUGAGCAACGUGGUAUUUUUGAAACCAUCAUGCAAGCCGUCGAGAAACAAAGAGGGGGGUGUUUUUUUGCAUGGUUAUGGAGGUACCAGCAAGACAUUCAUGUGGAGAACACUGUCAAGUGCACUCCGGUCGGAAAGAAAAAUAUGUAUUAUUGUUGCUUCAAGUGGCAUAGCUUCAUUAUUAUUACCAGGUGGAAGAACUGCCCAUUCAAAGUUCAAAAUUCCAGUGCCGACUCUUGACAACUCUACGUGCAAUAUCGACAAGAAUACAGAGCAUGCACAGUUACUUCAAGCAACUGAUGUGAUCAUUUGGGAUGAAGCACCCAUGGCACAUAAAAAUUGCUUUGAGGCAUUAGACAAAACACUUAAAGACCUCAUGAAUCAGAAUGGCCUAUCGGGAAGAAUAUUUGAAGGCAAAGUUGUUGUAUUCGGCGGAGAUUUCCGGCAGAUUCUUCCCGUUGUUCCAAGAGCUUCCCGUUCAGAUAUUGUGCAUGCAUCAAUAUUCUCAUCUUAUGUGUGGGAUCACUGCAAGGUCCUGACUCUAACCAGAAAUAUGAGGCUUAGGAAUGAUAAAGGCAAUAAGAACAAUAAUGAUAUUGCAGAAUUCUCGAAAUGGAUACUGGAUGUCGGCGAUGGUAGGCUAUCUGAACCAAACGAUGGAUUGGCCGAUAUAGAGAUCCCUCAGGAGUUACUAAUUACAGAUUUUGAAGAUCCCAUACAAGCCAUCGUUGAAAGCACGUACCCAGAUUUGUUGCAAAAUUAUAUCCGUCCUUAUUAUCUGCAAGGCAAAGCAAUUCUUGCAUCAACAAUUGAAGUUGUUGACAAAAUCAACCAUUAUAUAUUGAACCUAACUCCAGGUGAAGAAAAGGAAUAUUUGAGUUUUGACGAGAUAGACAAGACCGAUGCGACAUACACUGAAGCUUACGAAGUUCUAACACCUGAAUUUUUGAGUAAUCUAAGAACAUCCGGUCUACCAAAUCACAUUCUCAAAUUGAAGGUUGGUACACCAAUUAUGUUGAUGAGAAAUUUAGACCAAUCUCAAGGAUUGUGCAAUGGCACAAGACUUAUUGUUACAAGGUUGGCCAAUCAUGUCAUUGAAGCAAGAAUUAUUUCUGGCAAAAAUAUAGGUAACCUCUUUUACAUUCCUCGAAUGUCUAUGUCGCCUUCAGAGUCUCCUUGGCCAUUUAAGUUGAUUAGACGACAAUUUCCAAUAAUUGUCUCUUAUGCUAUGACAAUUAAUAAAUCACAAGGUCAAUCUCUUGAUACCGUCGGACUGUAUUUGCCUACUCCGGUCUUUAGUCAUGGUCAAUUAUAUGUUGCCAUAUCUAGAGUUACCAACAAAAACGGUUUAAAGAUAUUGAUUCAUGACAACGACAAUGUUCCGCAGUCGACGACUACAAAUGUCGUGUACAAGGAAGUUUUUCAAUCACUUUGUUAA
Molecule: messenger RNA, 3207 nt
Organism: Vicia villosa (hairy vetch)
Lineage: Eukaryota; Viridiplantae; Streptophyta; Magnoliopsida; Fabales; Fabaceae
Exons: 5
Coding region: 1-3207 (1068 amino acids)
Biological process (GO): telomere maintenance; DNA repair
Molecular function (GO): DNA helicase activity
Source: RefSeq, a predicted model, not a curated record